Molecule: messenger RNA, 1245 nt
Organism: Dioscorea cayenensis subsp. rotundata (Guinea yam)
Lineage: Eukaryota; Viridiplantae; Streptophyta; Magnoliopsida; Dioscoreales; Dioscoreaceae
Exons: 4
Coding region: 1-1245 (414 amino acids)
Source: RefSeq, a predicted model, not a curated record
AUGGCCAAUCUAGGUACCAGCUCAAGCAGCUCAUCCCAAACCAAUAUCGUUGAUAAGGGCUAUGAUGAGGAAGAAAAGGAUGAGCAUAAGUUGGAUCAGAAUAUCAAGAGAAAUGCUAAGGCACUUGUCAUUAUACAGCAAAGCUUAGAUGAGAAAGUCCUCAUCAUAAUUUCUCAGACGAGAAAUGCUAAAAAGGCUUGGGAUAUAUUAAAGAAAGAGUAUCAAGGGUGUAUAAAGAGUUCAGUUGCGAAAUUGUACUCAUAUCGGCAGGAGUUUGAGAUCAUGAGGAUGAAGAAUGGAGAUCUUUCGCCGAAGUUCAAACAUGUGGUCUCAUCCAUCAUAAAAGCCAAGGAUCUCUCUACCCUCACAGUGGAUGAACUAAGUGGUUCUUUGAAGGGCCAUGAAAGCAGACUUGACAUGGAAACAGAUCAAGUUGAAGUGAAGGCUUUUCAUGCUAAGGGAGAAGGCUCUACAUCAAAUCCUAAUGUCAUUACAGGUAGAGGAAGGGGACGUGGAGGUUGCAGAGGAAGAGGUCGUGUGACUGAACAGAAGGAAGGUCAAGGAGAAGGCAGGAAAAGUAAAGCUCACAUUCAGUGUUAUAAUUACAAGAAGUAUGGACAUUAUAAAUCCCAAUGCUGGCAGAAAGAUAACUCAGCUCAUGAUGUGGAAGAAGACACUAAGGUUACUCAAUUGUUCUUGGUGGGAAAUGUCUCAGAUGAACAAGUUGAAGAUGUGUGGUUGUUGGACAGUGGGUGCAACAACCACAUGAUAGGCAUGAAGUCUCUGUUUCAGUCUCUAAAUACUACUUAUCAGCAAGUUGAUCGAUUGGGAGACAAUCAAAUGAUGAAAGUAGAAGGCAUGGGGACUGAGAGAUUUAAGAUAAGAGGAGGACAGGUGAAGGAACUUGAUAGAGUUCAAUUUGUACCAGAAAUUGCUCACAAUCUUCUCAGUGUUGGGAAACUAGUGGAAGGAGGUUACACUCUUUUCUUUGAUGAUCAAGUGUGUGUUAUUAAACACAAGCAAACAGAUGUUGAGCUAGCUCGAAUUCAAAAGUCCCAGCAUAACUUGUUUCCUCUUUCAAUUAAUGAUGUUAAAUCAGCCCAUGUAGCAGCAAGCAAACCAGACAACUCUUUCAUAUGGCAUGAGAGCAGUGAGUCAAAGGGAUAUAAGCUAUUUGAUCCAUUGACUGGGAAGCUUCAAGUCAGCAGAGAAGUUGUCUUUUAUGAGGAGAAGAUUUCGAACUAG